CCGGUGACGUCAGCGCGUCUGGACGACAUUACUUAUGCAGCAGUUUGAAGAGAAACAACAACACGAACGACACUCGCACGACGGAACGCGAUCUGGACCGCGUGAGCCCGACGCCUCUUUUCCUCCACCGGGCUUCAACGGCUUCUAACCACGGCCGCUCUCGGUGAGGAAACUCUGGCCUCCGCUUCCUCCUCCUCCGACUCGGACACCGGUGGAGCGUCGCCGCCCCCGCGGAAGAAGCACCGAGCCUCGGCGGCGGAGGGAGCAGGAGAGUCAGGGGCUUCAGCGGGCCUUCCGUCAGCGACUCACCUCAGCCGAACCGGCAACAACAUGCAGUCGAACGGGACUGGACAGGAGCAGAAUCAUACGGCCGGCGCGCAGAACGGAGACGCCAACGGCCUUCAGAACAAUGCGAACCCCAGCGGUGCGGGCUCGGGUUCGGGGUCCUCGGGCACGGGCUCCCUGAAGAAGAAGAAGCGCUUGUCUCAGGCGGAGGAAGAUGUCAUUCGCCUGAUCGGACAGCAUUUACACGGGUUGGGGCUGAAUCAGACGGUGGACUUGUUAAUGCAGGAAUCGGGCUGUAGACUGGAGCAUCCGUCAGCUACAAAGUUUCGAAACCAUGUCAUGGAAGGAGAAUGGGACAAGGCUGAAAAUGACCUGAAUGAGCUGAAAGCUUUGAUGCAUUCACCCAACGCUGUUGUGCGGAUGAAGUUUCUGCUCUUACAGCAGAAGUAUCUGGAGUAUUUGGAGGAUGGGAAGGUUUUGGAAGCGCUGCAGGUUUUGAGAGGAGAACUUACUCCACUCAAAUACAACACAGACCGUAUCCAUGUGCUCAGCGGGUACCUGAUGUGUAGUCAUGCUGAGGAUCUGAAGGCAAAGGCAGAAUGGGAGGGAAAAGGUGCCGGAUCACGAUGUAGAUUACUGGACAAACUCCAAACGUACCUGCCCCCCUCUGUAAUGUUGCCCCCUCGACGACUGCAAACGCUGCUCAGACAGGCUGUCGAGAUGCAGAGAGAUCGCUGCCUUUAUCACAACACCAAAAUGGACUCCAGUCUGGACUCUGUGUCCUUACUGCUGGAUCACGUCUGCAGCAGGAAACAGUUUCCCUGUUACACACAACAGAUCCUCACAGAGCACUGCAAUGAAGUCUGGUUCUGCAAGUUCUCUAAUGACGGCACUAAACUCGCCACUGGAUCAAAGGACACAACCGUAAUUAUCUGGCAGGUGGAGCCGGACACUCACCAGUUGAAGAUCUUACGGACUCUGGAGGGUCACGCGUAUGGUGUGUCUUAUCUGGCCUGGAGUCCUGAUGAUGUUUAUCUGAUCGCCUGCGGUCCGGAUGACUGCUCUGAGCUCUGGCUUUGGAACAUUCAGACAGGAGAACUGCGGACAAAAAUGAGUCAGUCUCAUGAGGAUAGCCUGACCAGCGUUGCCUGGAACCCUGACGGCAAGCGCUUCGUCACAGGAGGACAGAGAGGGCAAUUCUACCAGUGUGAUCUUGAUGGAAACCUGUUGGAGUCGUGGGAAGGCGUGCGUGUGCAGUGCCUGUGGUGUAUGAAUGACGGCCGCACUGUUCUUGCCUCUGACACACACCAGCGGAUCCGUGGAUACAGCUUUGAUGACCUAACGGACAGAAACAUGGUUCAAGAGGAUCAUCCUAUAAUGUCUUUCACUGUUUCUAAGAAUGGAAGAUUAGCUUUGUUAAAUGUAGCAACUCAGGGUGUUCAUCUCUGGGACCUGCAGGACCGUGUAUUGGUCAGAAAGUAUCAGGGUGUGACACAAGGUUUCUACACCAUUCACUCGUGCUUCGGUGGACACAACGAGGAUUUCAUUGCCAGCGGCAGUGAAGAUCAUAAGGUAUAUAUUUGGCACAAGCGCAGUGAGCUGCCAAUUGUGGAGUUGACAGGACACACACGCACAGUGAACUGCGUAAGCUGGAACCCAUGUAUUCCCAGUCUUAUGGCCAGCGCUUCUGAUGACGGCACAGUCCGUAUCUGGGGUCCCGCCCCCAUACUGGAUGCACAAGAGCAGGACGUUCUCAACGAGAGUUGCAGCAGUAUGGACAGUUGAUGGCAGCCCUGGAACAGGCGUCUUCAUAUGACAAGAAAUAUGCGAUUAUCCAACAGAGAAAAACACGAUUACAGCAUUGUCCUCCUCCACAACGACACAUGAGUGCAAACAUGAAAGAGAUUCAGAGCUUCAGUUUCAGGAGUUUGGAGGCAGCAGAGGCUGACACUGAUGUGUCUCCAUAUAGCGACCUGCUUCCAUAACAACAGAUCUGAUCUUUAUUCCAUUGCGGGAUUGUUCCCACAUUACCUCCCCCAUUAGGCCUGAAGACAAGACCCCACCCCCCUUUUAUGCUGGGCAGCAGCCCAUCGGCACUUGCAAGUUCAAAAACAUGCAGGGGGUAACCAAGGGUACGGCCGGUGUAUAACGUAAUGUUUCUCUCUCUCUUUCUCUCAAUCCUAAGAGACAGAGGACAAACGCUUUUUUUUUUUUUUUUUUUUUUUUUUUUUAAGAUAUACUAGUCCUAGCAAUUCUCUUUUGUUCAUUUAGCAUUUGAUCAGAUUGGGCUUUAGUGUUUAAGAUGGAGUGCUGUAGUUUGUUUUUUAUCUUUCAGAACACACAAGCAUUUGUUUCAGCUUAGUCUCUUCAACCUGUGACCAGACUCCCUGCCCACAUCACAUCAGCUGGGGUCAAAGGUCACCUGUUUGUGUGUGUACGUGUUCUGAUUUCUGAGUUUGUGUUCGACUGAAUUCUGCUUUGCCCUCCCUUCUGUAGCACAGCCGUGUGUGUGUGUGAGAGAGAGCGAGAGAGAGUAAGUGUGUUCAUUUGUGACUGAGUUUGUGUAUGUUCGCAUGUGGCACUCUUUAACACCAGCGUGAGUGUGUCCCUUGUUUAGCUGUAUGAAUAAUUUUAACUGAAUUGAAGCCCCAGAGACCUUCAUCUGUGGAACAAAAACUUGAGAACCAUUUUGUAUAUUAUUUUUUAUUUUUUAAUGAAAAUUCUUAGUGGAGUUCCUUAUUUCACCACUAACCUUAGAGGUGGCAUUUAGGAGAUAAACUUUGUUAUUAGUAAAAAAAAAAAAAAAAAAAAAAGGCACGUUCUGGUCAUCAGUGUAUCUGCAGAUGCACAAAUAUUGCGACAAAUCUGCAUUUUACACAGAAUGUUUGUGAAAAUGUGCCGAAUGCAACCACAGACAACUUGAGAAAGAAAGAUACUGUGACACUCAAGAAAUUUGGCUCCUAAUGAGAAGUUUGUGGUGUAUAAAUGACUUAUGCAGCAACAUUUGACCUGAGAGCCCCCAUAAAAUAUUUCUCACGACAGCCAUACCAGCAUUAAAACAAACCCCCCCCCCUUCUAGCCGCACUUCAUAUCCAAACAGAUUUAAUCUACAUGAAAGCUCUGCCUGUAUGCUUGUUCAGUUAUAUCAUCUGGUAGAUUCACAUGCUCAAGUUCCCUGAUCUGAGCUGUAUACACCAAAUAUUGAGAAUUAUGAUUCCCCCUUUUUGCUGAGAAAUAAAUAUUUGCAAUAGACUCAUAUUAGAUGUUUAAAAAGAAUGCUUUUCUGCCUGUUUUUAUGGAAGUUUUUGUUACUCUUGGUUUACAAUAUUUUUUUUUUUUUUUUCGAUUUUGGUUGACAUUAUCUCUGUAUCGUUAUAUUAAACUAUAACCAGACAAAUUGUCUCCUCCUUUUUUAAUCAUUAUCAACAUUCUUUCCCUUUUAAAACUACAUUGAUUGAUUUUAUUGACAUCCAUAUGUGCUUUCCGUAGUCACAAGAUGGUGCUAAAAUAAAGAAAAUCCUGUUUAUUUCCCUUACAGUCCCUUCAUAUUUACAGGAGGGCAAGAAUUCCACUUUAAUCCAAAUGCCUUUUGAAAUGACAUCAAAACUACACAUUUACCACGAACAAUCCUGAGUUAGUGGAGAAACAUUUAAAUAUUAGGGUUCAACUUGGCCAACAUUCUGAAUUCAAAAAGAGCCAUGUGUAAUUCAUUAUGAAAGCAGCUAUUUCAGAGCACUUAUUUUGUUCCAAUCGAAUAUCUCAGUUAUUAAAGAUAUGUAAAAUGGGUUUUGAGAUUUUAAUUUCUUCAGUGGAUUCAAGAUAUAUCUUUGAAUUGGUCAGCUACACUUGUAAAGCCCUUUUCGAGCUUUGUAUUUUGGUUUUGAUUGAAUUUUGCCUGAAUACUUGAGGACCGUAUUGUGCCAUAAGCAAAAAACUAAUAAAAUCUCAACAAUAAUUGGUCACUGUUCAGACCAGGCUGAUGCUUGUGCACACUGUAAAACAUUUUUGUUGUUGAUUUAAUUGAUCUGAGAGUAGUUGGUCACUUUCUUUGACCGUUCAUCAUCACUCUUUGAUAUAAAUAUAUAAGAACAAGCCUGCUCGAUAAAGCAGUAAACAUUAUUUUGAUGGAUGUAGUAUUGUUACUCUUACUGUAGGGUAUGUGAACCCUACUAUUACUAACCAUAUGCAAGUUAAGGGUCUCUUUUCCAGCUCAUGUUGCUCUUAUGUUUGAUUUGGUAAUAGGAGUGACUGGUUAUGAUUUAAUCUAAUUGAUAAAUUCUCCUGUAAGAAGGGGAUCCAUUUGCAUUAAAUGUGUUAUUACAAAAGUGAUUGUACUGUUUUGUAUUGUUGUGAAGGAGAUGUGAUAUGUAUGCAUAUUUUCAAUAAAGCAUUCAGGGUUUUGAAACAGAA
Molecule: messenger RNA, 4695 nt
Organism: Myxocyprinus asiaticus (Chinese sucker)
Lineage: Eukaryota; Metazoa; Chordata; Actinopteri; Cypriniformes; Catostomidae
Product: WD repeat-containing protein 26-like
Exons: 14
Coding region: 331-2070 (579 amino acids)
Biological process (GO): proteasome-mediated ubiquitin-dependent protein catabolic process
Cellular component (GO): GID complex
Molecular function (GO): protein binding
Source: RefSeq, a predicted model, not a curated record